CCAGUCUAGAAAACAUGCUGCGCACGCGCCUAAUUGUUUCCGGUAUGCUAAUUGGUAUAAUGGAGGUUGUUUACAUUGGAGAUGGAUGUCAAAAAAGUGUGGAAUGAAAACUUAGCCUAAAGCUGCUUAAAGUGAAAGCUCGGAAACAUGGGUAAUACUGCUGUAGUCGCCCAAGGGGUAAAGCAACAGGGCGAGGCAAGGAAAUUGUAUGACUUGGUCAACCUGAAAGGCGGGGGGCAAUUAAUUGAGCUCACGAAAAAAGCUGGCUGGACCAAGAACUAUGAAGAAUUGGAUGCGACGAUUGUGGAAGUUGUUCCGAAGUUUUUGUACAACAAUGGGGAAGGAAAGAAAGUUCCAAUAGUUGAUCUCGUUAUGACAAGGAAUAAAGAGAGACAAAAUAGCACGAUCAAAGUUGGGCAGGCAAAACAGCAGAUGGCCAAAGAGCUCGCUAAAAUUGAUAUGAAUCUGACAGAUGCUGAGGGAAAUUACCUUCAUAACAAGCCAGAGUGUUUUAAUGAAGAUCGCAAGUACCGUGAGGUCUGUUGGCGGUUGGAUGAGCGCGGUACAGUAGGGGAGACCAUCCUACACCUGUGUCUGCUGAACUCAUCUGCCAUCCACUUCAACCUUGCCAAACGUCUGCUACACCAUUUCCCGAAGCUGAUCAAUGAUAUCUACCAGGCUGAGGAAUACUACGGAGAGAAUGCUCUUCAUAUGGCCAUCGUGAUUGAAGAUCCAUCCAUGGUGAAAUUCCUGCUUGACAAAGGAGCAAAUUACCAUGAGCGUGCCUGUGGCAUGUUUUUCACUCCGUUUGACCAGAAGGACUCUCGCACCGACAGCCUUGACCAUGAAUGGGUGGACGUUUGUGAGGAAACAAACUACGAAGGGCAUGUGUAUUUUGGGGAGUACCCGCUGAGCUUUGCUGCGUGCCUCGGCCAGGAGGAGUGUGUGCGUCUACUGAUAGCAAAGGGAGCUAACCCAAACCUGCAGGACAACAACGGCAAUACCGUACUCCACAUGCUUGUUAUCAUCGACAGAAAGGUUGCAUAUGAUCGAGACACCGUUUAUCCAAAAGACAUGUUUGACAUUCUGUAUGGAUUGGGAGCGAGGCUGGAUAUUAGAAACAGACAAGGAUUAACUCCGCUGACUCUUGCAGCUAAACUUGCAAGGAAAGAGAUGUAUGAGCACAUUUUGGAGCUAAUUCGUCACGUGCACUGGAUCUAUGGCAAUGUCACGUGCGCUGGAUACCCUCUGCCUGACAUUGACACCAUUAGUGCUACAGGAGAGCUCGAUAAUCAUUCUGUGCUGAAUUUAGUCGUGUACGGGGAGUCUGAAGGUCACCUUGACAUGAUGGAUGGUUUGAUUGUCAACUUGCUGAAAGAAAAGUGGAAGGUGUUUGCUAGAUUCAGGUUUUAUCGUCGGUUUGUUGUGUUCAUCAUUUACUUCCUGUUGUUUGCGGCUGCGUUCUUUCUGCGACCAGGGACUGACAAGUGUGCUGUUACCAAGCAGGUGAACUCGUCCAAUGGGAUGCUGCAGAACGUGACGGAGAUCGACAGCGGAUACCUGCUGAAAAUAUGCACCAACGAGGACAUUGCUCGGUUUGUGCUGGAGUUGCUGGUUCUGUCAGGGGCCAUCAUGUUUCUGUUCCUGGCCAUGAAAGAAAUCUACCAUCAAGGCUUCAAUAUCUUCUUUACCACCCUGAAAGGUGCCCCAGCCAAGGCCAUGUUCCUACUGUCCUGCCUGUUUGUGGUAAUGAUGUUACCAGGUCGCGCGGCGGCAUUCUAUCAAUACGAGGACGUGAUGGGUGUGCUGGCGAUACUCUUCACUGCACCCUACUUCCUGUUCUUCUGCAGAGGGUUCCGUAUUGUUGGACCAUUCGUUGUGAUGAUCUAUAAGAUGAUUCAAGGCGACCUUAAACGCUUCAUCAUCAUCUACCUGAUAUUCAUAAUUGGAUUCUCCCAAGCGUUCUUUGUUGCGUUUCUCGGUAGUACGUGCGAUCCGAAAAUACAGGCCUGCCUGUUUUCCAACGCAUUUGAUGCCCUGUUAGGCACAUUCUCAAUGUCUGUCGGUGACUUUGAGGAAAUUGUUGACAUCUUUUCCACGUCCAGAAAUGUUAUUGUACUCAAACUGAUGUUUUUGUUGUACAUGAUCAUGGUGACCCUUCUACUUGUAAACAUGCUGAUUGCAAUGAUGGGGAACACAUACCAGCUGGUGGCAGAGACACAGAAGGAAUGGUUUAGACAGUGGGCGAAGAUCGUUCUAGUCAUUGAGCAGAGUGUGACUACAAAGGAAAGACAGAAGUUCCAGGUUCAGUAUUCCCAGCCGGCCAUGGAUGGACGCAGGGCUUUUCCUGUACGCUGGUACCAGUCUGAUCGAGAGAAGGAAGAGAGGCGUCUGAUAAGAGAGGAGCAGAGAAAAAAACAGAAGGAGAAGAUGUCACAGAGCCGCUGGAAGAAGAUGAAGAAGACCGCCAUGUUCACCAAGACAAUCAACAUGAAGGAUGCACAAGAGGGAAAAAUCAACAUGUAGUUGUGUGGGUGUUUUUGUUGGACAUCCUGUACGGUUCUAUUGUUUUAUUGUGGCAGUUUAGAGGUUUUUAAUGCAAAUAUUUACAGUGAAAUGACUUAAUAACAGCACAAAUGUGAGGUUUUAUUUUUCAUUUAAGUGAUUAGGGUACAUUUAACUUGUUUUCAGUGAGGGUAAACAUGUAUGCUGUGCGGUUGGACAUAGUUGACAACUGGGGGUUUUAAACAGGAAGACUGCAGUAAGAGUUUAGUUUAAACAUUAUUUUAAGGUUACUGGGGCAAUUUAAUAUGAUUUAGAGGAAAAAUGUAACAUGGAGUUUUCAGUUGGAUUGGAAAUUUAUACUAAGUCAAUGAAGGGACAUUGCAACAAGUUGUCUUCAAAAGGACAGGAUAUUUUAUCUGUGAUGAAACCCAGUCAGUUUUUUACACAUAUUUAAGGAUAAGUGUGUAUAAAUAUAAACAUUUCUGUUAUUGUUGUUUUGUGUAUAUAUAUAUAUAUUUUUUUUAUAAACUUUGUCGUUAUUUAAUGUUAUGUCAAAUGAGUGUCACUUCCUUUCAGAUGCAUUAGUUGUGGAAGUGGCAUUAUUCAAAUAUUUUAAUAUCCAUACAUAGUGGAGAAUGUUUUACUGAUACCAUGUCCGUCCAUUAUAUUCCAUACAUAAUUGUGUUACUGUACAUUUUCCGUCCAUUACAUUCCAUAAAAAAUGUUAGGAUAAUAUACCAUCAAUGAUCUAUGAGUUAUUGACCUCAGCAAUCGUAUAUUGUUGUUUUUAUGAUUGUAUUACAUGUCUGUAAAUAUUUUUGUAAAAAAAUUAGUAAAAAAAACUUUAUUAAAUGUAUCUAUAAAAUUUCCUUUAUAUCAUUUUCAAAGAUAUGGGUUUUGUGGUUUAUUGCAUUGCCAAAAAUACAGAUUUAUCUUUAUUUUAAAUAGCUUAUUAAUACAAUUUAUUUAUGUUUACAUUUUUUGCCCAAGACUUAUUUUUUUUAGAUUAUUAAAUAUUGUUCAAACGUUGUUUUGACUAAAUGUUAUGUAAAAUAGCUUCAUUUCUAGUGCAUACGUUGUGGAAGUUGCAUUAUUCAUAUAUUUUAAUAUCCAUACAUUAUUGUUUACUGAUACCAUGUCCGUCCAUAAUAUUCCAUCCAUUAUUUUGUUCCUGUAUUAUUUCCGUCCAAUACAUUCCGUAAAAAACUGUUGUGAAAAUCUAUUUUCAAUAGUAUAUUGUUACCUUUUAUUAUAAUAUUUCUGUAAAUAUUUUUUAUAGGUCCAAUAACCUUAAUUAAAUGCGACUUUGCUAUUACUUAAAUGUCAGUUUUAGAAAUAUGGAUUUUGUGCUAUUAUGUUGCAUGGUUCAAAAUACACACCUAUCUGUUGAUAAGCUCAUGAAUGCAAUUUAUUAAUGUUGACAUUUUUUUCCAAUAGUGUAUUUUAGUUAUUUUAUACACUUAUAUACAAAUAGUUUUGAAGGUAAGGUAAUUAUAAUCAUUAUUUUAGUUUUUUUACCCAGCAUUUUGAUGCAGUAGGCACACAGUUAUUAUAAUGUCCUGUGUGUCUGUCUUUCUAUUACAAGUGCAGUCUGUUUUACCAUUUUGCCAAGCACAAAAACCAAUCGGUACAAAUCUUUGAUUACAAUAUAUGCCCAAAGUUGUGUGAAUGGGUCUUAUGGCACAUGCAGCCAGCAUGGCUCCAGACCUGCCUGCUGCAUUACACAGUCUGGUCUGGAGCAACACUGUCUGCUGUGAAGUAACGCAGAUUUUUUAAUCUCUUUAGCAGACAGCCUUGCUCAUCUAUGUGAAUGCAUAAUCCAUUUUCGCAUGUGGUUGUCUUAAAAAUUACAUGAAUAUUUUCCACUUACAUAUGUAUUUUCACACAUCUGUAGUCCCUUGACAAGAUACAUUAAAUUAAAGAUUUUUCUUGCUAGGUUCAAAUUGUUAAGGCUUCAUCUCAAAUCUUAGAUACUGAUGAGCAGCAAACAGCAUAAAACCUGAACAGACUGUGAGUUCCUCACAGGCUGUCAUGGUUUCAUGCUGUUUGCGAAAGUCAUUUUCACUUUGCUUCUGAGUGGGGGAAAGGGUUAACUUUGACCUUGUUUUACAAGUGGGCUACACAGCACCAACCAGGAGUAUGUGUUUGUAAAACGCAGCGUCUCAUUUUCAAAUAAAGCAAACAGUAAAAACUUAUUUUGUGAGUUUACUGUAUUUUAAAGAAAAAUUGCUAUAUUGGUAAUGUUGUUAUACAGGUAUAUAUUGUUGUUUGCCAGUUUUGCUUUGGUCAGUAUUAGUGUUACUGCUGCUGGGGUCUGUACAUGUUUUUUACAUGUAAAUAUUCAUAUUAUGUCAUAGUUAUUGAUUUGUUAGAUGUUUUAAGGUUAAAACAUGUUGUAUUUUAAUCUCUGCCAGAUGUUUUCAUUAGAUAUAUUCAAACAUUUUUUUUUGAUGAAAUACACAAAAAAUGAGGGAAUAUAAUUAUCAACUUUUAAAUAUGUGCAAAUAUGGAUUACUGGUGACUGAUUAAGCAAAACUCUGGUCUUGUCUAACAGAACUUUGGUCUUGUAAUUCACACAAUAUUUAAACUGACUUUAUAAAAAUUAAUAUUUAAUUGUGGAAAUUGAUGAGUGAUUUGUUUAAAUGCGUAUUGCUUGCCAAUAUAUUCCUGAUACUGACCUUUAUGCAUGAAUAUGAGCCUCCGUGGAAAGGUGUUUGCGGUUCACACAGUCACAGGCUAAUCAGGGACGACACUUUGUGUUUGCGGUUCACACAGGCUAAUCAGGGACGACACUUUGUGUUUGCAGUUCACACAGGCUAAUCAGGGACGACACUUUCCGCCAAAACUGAAUUUUUACAAAGAAGAGACUUUCUUUUAAAAAAUAUAUCAUAAAAGCUGAAAGUAUCGUCCCUGAUUAGCCUGUGCAAACUGUACAGGCUAAUCUGGGACGACACUUUACGCACAUGUUUUAACCCCCUUUUUCAUAGAGCAUGGCUCAUAUAUUUAACAGGCAUUAUGAUUAAUACAUUAGUUUUCAUAAUAGACCUUUUGUUUAAGAUACAAAAAUAACACGCUUUUUUCUGCUGUCAUUUUUUGUGUGAAUAUGUGCACAAACAAAAAGGAAUAACAAUGCACAACAUAACUCUAAGGUACUAUUUAUGAGAAUGAAGUGCACCAGUAUCAAUCAAUGUAUUUGAGGUAUACUAUAUUUAUGAGAAUGAAGUGCACCAGUAUCAAUCAAUGUAUUUGAGGUAUACUAUAUUUAUGAGAAUGAAGUGCACCAGUAUCAAUCAAUGUAUUUGAGGUAUACUAUAUUUAUGAGAAUGAAGUGCACCAGUAUCAAUCAAUGUAUUUGAGGUAUACUAUAUUUUAGUAGAAUAAUGUGACAUAUUAAGUUACUUAUGUAUACUUGAGCAGUAGAAGCCAUACUUUUGUUUGCCUUUCAUACAUUGCUGAACUUGUUGUUGUAAAGAUUUAUAUUGUAAAGGGUACUAUGAUAUGCCAUGACAUCUAAAGUUUUAUUUCCAUGACCAUUUCUUUUUCUCUAGAUAUAAAUUUGUAGUAUUUAUACAGCAUACACUUUUUUAUGCUUUAAUAAAUCAUCACGCAGAUUAAUAUAGUUUUUUUUCUGACAUGGGAUGUUGUUUUUUUUACUAAAAUUAGUAUAUACCAUUUAUUUAUUAUUAUCACAAUUUAAAUAUUAUUGUCUGUAUCAAAUGAAUGCUUUCAAGGGCACAAUGUUAAACUUAUGCCAUAAAAUACAUUGUAUAUUUAUUAAAUGCAAGAUAUUUUUUCAAAGAUUAAAAUUUUUUGAACAUGUUUUUUCUAUGCAAUGUGCUACGUUGGUAAUACUGCUGUAUGAAAACAACUGUGAUUCACUAUACAUCUCUAACAGGGUUUAUUUGACAACCCAAUGGUACAUUCCAGAUAAAAUGUGAUUUGAACUGCUGAAUAUUUAUAUUUGUACAACUAACUACAAGUACAAUGUCAUGUAUUGUUUUAAUACAAUUUUAAAUCCAUAAAAUAAGUGUAUGCUAUUGUACAUGUACAUGUUUCUCACCGCUAUUGUUACCUAGCAUGUGUGAGUGAUUUAUCUGUAUGAAAAAACACUGAAAAUUAUA
Messenger RNA from Dreissena polymorpha, 6626 nucleotides. Its product is annotated as transient receptor potential cation channel subfamily V member 6-like. Gene Ontology annotation, molecular function: calcium channel activity; protein binding. Gene Ontology annotation, biological process: calcium ion import across plasma membrane. The transcript has 18 exons. NCBI's taxonomy places the organism in Eukaryota, Metazoa, Mollusca, Bivalvia, Myida, Dreissenidae. Bases 148 to 2526 code for a protein of 792 amino acids. Gene Ontology annotation, cellular component: membrane. The record is from RefSeq and is a predicted model, not a curated record.